Messenger RNA from Pteropus alecto (black flying fox), 6025 nucleotides. RefSeq names its product tubby bipartite transcription factor (gene TUB). The record is from RefSeq and is a predicted model, not a curated record. Gene Ontology annotation, biological process: protein localization to cilium. The transcript is spliced from 12 exons. Gene Ontology annotation, cellular component: cilium. The coding region runs from base 81 to 1601 and encodes 506 amino acids. Lineage: Eukaryota; Metazoa; Chordata; Mammalia; Chiroptera; Pteropodidae.
GGCGGCCAGGGAGCUGAGCAGGGUCCCCGCGCCAGCCCCCGGCCUCCGGAUCCGCAACCGCCGCCCCGCCCCCGAGAGACAUGACUUCCAGGCAGCAUUCCGACUGGAUUCCCUACAGUGUCUUAGAUGAUGAGGGCAGCAACCUGAGGCAGCAGAAGCUUGACCGGCAGCGGGCUCUGCUGGAGCAGAAGCAGAAGAAGAAGCGCCAGGAGCCCCUGAUGGUGCAGGCCAAUGCCGAUGGGCGGCCCCGAAGCCGGCGGGCCCGGCAGUCAGAGGAACAGGCCCCGCUGGUGGAGUCCUACCUCAGCAGCAGUGGCAGCACCAGCUACCAAGUUCAAGAGGCCGACUCACUUGCCAGUGUGCCGCUAGGAGCUGCCCGCCCAACAGCACCAGCCUCAGCCAAGAGAACGAAGCCAGCAGCUGCAGCAGGGGGCCAGGGCGGGGCCUCUAAGAAGGAGAAGAAGGGGAGGCACAAAGGCACCGGCGGGCCAGCAGCUCUGGCAGAAGACAAGUCUGAGGCCGGAGGCCCAGUGCAGAUCCUGACUGUGGGCCAGUCGGACCACGCCCAGGACGCAGGGGAGACGGCAGCUGGUGGGGGCCCACGGCCCAGCGGGCAGGACCUCCGUGCCACGAUGCAGAGGAAGGGCAUCUCCAGCAGCAUGAGCUUUGAUGAAGAAGAGGAUGAUGAGGACGAGAACAGCUCUAGCUCCUCCCAGUUAAACAGCAACACCCGUCCCAGCUCCGCAACUAGCAGGAAGUCCAUCAGGGAGGCAGCAUCAGCCCCCAGCCCAACAGCCCCUGAUCCUGCAGUGGAUGUUGAGGUCCAGGAUCUUGAGGAGUUCGCACUGAGGCCAGCCCCCCAGGGUAUCACCAUCAAGUGCCGCAUCACACGGGACAAGAAGGGGAUGGACCGGGGGAUGUACCCCACCUACUUCCUACACCUGGAUCGCGAGGAUGGGAAGAAGGUGUUCCUCCUGGCGGGAAGGAAGAGAAAGAAGAGUAAAACUUCCAAUUACCUCAUCUCUGUAGACCCAACAGACUUGUCUCGAGGAGGGGACAGCUACAUCGGGAAACUGCGGUCCAACCUCAUGGGCACUAAGUUCACCAUUUAUGACAAUGGAGUCAACCCUCAGAAGGCAUCAUCCUCUACUUUGGAAAGUGGAACUUUGCGUCAGGAGCUGGCAGCUGUGUGCUACGAGACAAACGUCUUAGGUUUUAAGGGCCCACGGAAGAUGAGUGUGAUUGUCCCAGGCAUGAACAUGGUUCACGAGAGAGUCUCUAUCCGACCCCGCAAUGAGCAUGAGACGCUGCUUGCACGCUGGCAGAAUAAGAACACGGAGAGUAUCAUUGAGCUCCAAAACAAGACACCUGUCUGGAAUGACGACACGCAGUCCUACGUACUCAACUUCCACGGGCGUGUUACACAGGCCUCCGUGAAGAACUUCCAGAUCAUCCAUGGCAAUGACCCGGACUACAUCGUGAUGCAGUUUGGCCGUGUUGCAGAGGAUGUGUUCACCAUGGAUUACAACUACCCGCUGUGUGCGCUGCAGGCCUUUGCCAUUGCCCUGUCCAGCUUCGACAGCAAGCUGGCCUGCGAAUAAAGGCCUCCUCAUGCCCUUUGAGGUUGCCCAGCCCGGAGAGGAGCUGCCUGCCUGCCUGCGGAGACAGCCCUGCCUACCCUGUGUACAUAGGCCUCCUGCCAGAUGAACCUUUGGCUCUCAGUGGGCUCCCUGGCCUGGCCAGCCAGGAAUUGGCACCUUUGCCUCCUCUGUUGAGGCAGAGGAGUGGGGUGUGUAUGAAGGGACCAGAGUGAAUUUCUGUGCCCUAAGAUCAACACACACCCCCACUCUUGGUUUAGUAUCCUGCUGCAGUCAUGUUUGCCAAGCUGGGCAGCCUCUUCAGUUGGGAAGGCAGGAUGAAGUGUAGAGGGAGAGAAAGCACAAUUCAGGGCUGCUGUGGCCUAGCCAUCCCUUCAGCCCAGGAGUCAGGUGACAACGGAUCCCCAACAGUGAGGGGCACAGAAAGUGUGUGUAAGGCAUGUCAGCUUCAUAUAGUAAAGGGCUUGGUAGCCGAGCCGGGCCCUUAAAACUGCAGACAGUCCCCCAACUGCAGAAGGCCCCAGCCUAGCAGAGUUAUAGGGGCUGGGGAAGAGUGAGUUGGCAGGACCUUGUCAGGACUGUAGGGGCCUGGCUGCUGGGAAUUGGCUAGUGGCCUAGGGAUCCAGCUCAUUCGAUUUCUCUAGGUUGUCUCUAUGCGCAGAGGCAGCAGGAGGCCAGCCUCAAGGCUAGAUGUCUUAGAGGAUGGGGCCUGUAGGACACAGGCUCAGAAUGGAGGUGUAUGGAACAAGCUCCCUGGAUCAGGGAUAUCCUGGAAACCUUGUCAGCUGCCCCAGGAGCUCUCUGCUGACCAGUCCCCGCAAAACUCACCCCGGACACCAACCCCAGACUACACACAGGUAGGCAUGCUGGGGCCCUUGCUAGUAAGCUGCAGGUGCGCGUGCCUGUGCUUCAGCUCUCACUACGGUUAGCCUAGGUCGUGGUUGCUGAGGGCUUCUCUGUGUAGUUGUUCUUGGAUAGAAAUGGGACAGGGUGAGGAGAGCAGAGAAUAUUUUAGAACGAUAAGAGACCAGAGGAGGCAAGACCCUUAGAGAUCAAUUAGUACAACUCUUGUCACUUUAGGUGAAUCACUCAGAAAAUGGAACGUGUCCUAGGUCACCUGGCAGGUUAGUGGCAGAAUUUGGAACUUCAUCUCACAGGAUUUCUUUAUUCCCACCAUGCCCCAAGAAACUACUCUCUCUGGCUCUCUGGCUUUCCUGGGGCCCAGUCCACGUGCCCUCGCCCUUUUGCCUGAUUCUAGAAACUUAGCAAUGUCAGAUGCCCAGUAAGCCGGCCUAGCAAGGCUACUGCCCAUUUCUGUACUGGGUGUGACAGGUGGGGUGCUCAUGUUCUGGGGCAGGGCCUGUUCUCUCCCUCCACUGCCAUCCUUCUCCUUGGAUGGUCCACUGCCAUCCAUCUACCUUGACGACUUGGGAACUCUCAUCUGCCUUUUUGUCAUUUACCCUGGCAGAGACUACUUGCCCUGAUGGAGAUCAGAAGUCAGUGGUUAGCAAGCAGCUGUUCUUCACUUCAGAGUAGUAGACGUGCUUGGAAAGACUACCUAGAAACUGAUUUCUUAAAAAAUAAAAGUCAUACUUCACACGUUAGUGAGGCUCUGUAGUGAAGUGAGGGAGUUGUUUUGACUUGAGGGAAUAUGCUCUCAUUUCUCCAUAAUCUAGGAUUUCCUGUGUUGAGUGCUUAAAGCAAGGCAUACUUGUUCCAGCAUGGAUCUGCCCACACCUAGGCAUAUGUUUCUGAGAGUCCCCUCCAGUGACCUAGUUUUUGUCAAUGUGGUCUAGUUCUGGACAGCUCUUAACUUAGGGCCAUUUUGAGGGCACCAGAACUUUUUGUGCUGGGGCUGGUUUACUUUCCAGGGAAAUACUGUGGUGCCAUCCUGCUUUCCAUAGUUCCGGUUUGGCUCCUCCUUUUCUGACUUUGAGAAGAGAACUGCUGAUAUCUGGGAUGGUAGGCACUAGAUGAUUCUAAAGUCUGGUCAAGCUGUUUCUCUGGGUCUAUGAUUUUAAGGUAGAACAGGCUGGUUUUUGGAUCCUCAUGAGAGGGGAAAUCCUGGUGACAAGAGUGGAAAAAUCAGAAGCACAAUGGCAAACUCCUGUUCCCUGCUUUCUCCUCUUAUACACAGGAGAGGGGGUUGGCUGAAUAUUUUGGUAGGUCAGGAAUGUGGGCUGAGCUUUCUAAGCCUGGCUGUGGAGAAGGAUAGCUCAGCAACAAAACCCUCUGUUGGGCACUAAGUGACAAGCAAGAGCAGUUAAGUCACCUGCUCGAGACCCAGCCUCACAGGGUUUGUUCUUAUGACCCCAUUUCUGGUGAUGCUGGUUUUCCUUGACCUCUGGCCUCACAGCCAUGGGCCCAAAGACUCAGAGCUGCCCGGGCCCCUGGAGACCACCUGGGCUCAGCCUCUCCCAUAGUAAUUUCUUGCCUUUCGUACCCUUUAUCCUAAUAGUCCUUGGUUAGGCAGGGAAUGAGCAGUCCCUAAGGGUGUUGGGCAGCUGGGCUCUUAGGCAGCUCUUCCGUGACUGCUCUUGGCUCUGUAAUUCCUUCUGGGGCUACAUCCCCAAACCCUACAGCCCUCUGCCCCAAAACAGUUUGGCAGAGUGGUGACAUUCACUUCAGCUCUUUUUUUCUUUCCUUUGGCUCCAAGGUGCUCUGUGUCUGUCUGCGUCUGCGUCUGUGUCUUUGGGGAAAAGGGCAAUCUGCAAAUAAUCAUCUGAGGUUUCUUAUGGUCAUAUUUUUAAGCAUGAAUAGGAAAGGAGUAAGGAUGUAGUGUACCUGUGGCUUUUGUUCAUUCAUUUCAAUAUUCUUUGAUAAGAAAGUAUACCUGGGAAAGUACCAGCUCUUUCUCCCAAGGUUCUGAUUGGGAGGACACCAUCUAAGAAGGUUGUUUGGUUCCCACAUGCAUGCUUUUGGAUGAAUUUGAACAUAUUCUAGUGAAUGUGCCUUAAUCACUACACUAGUUCAGAAGGAGCAUGUAAGGUACAGACUCAUGCCAGGGACAGGUGCUGGAAGCCAGGGAGUGUGACAGAAGGAACCUUUGAAGCCCAUCUCCUUUAGUGACAAUAAGAGCAAGAAAAUUGUAAAAGCGCAAGUUUUUGUUUUGUAAAUGGGGCAUUUACCUCCAAAUUUGUCAUUUAUUUAAAGGCAGUUCUAAAUUUAAUAAGUGAUGAUUUCAAACUAAAAGGUCCAUGCUUUCUUCACAGUGGGGUCUGCAGUGAGGGGAGAUGCUGGGCUGGCCACGUCCGUGGCUCUGUUAUGCAAGCACAAAUUCCAUCUCCUAGACGGAGUCCCUGGGUUUUCCCUUACUGCAGUAACACUGGCCUUCCCCUCUCUGGAAUGCCUCACCCCAGCCAAGAUCUCCCUGUGACCUUAGGCUGCCAGGUGGCCCUCAGCACACCUUUUCAGAUAGCUGAAUGUCUGCCAGCACUGAGUGGGGCCUGACUCCUUGCACUCAGGGCCCAGACUUGGGACUCCACCCUGGGCCCUGGCUUGAACUGUAGCAGCUCCCAGGUACAGGCCAAAGUAUGGGCUGUUGUUUGAGUUUAUUAGUUGGUUAUCUGUCCUUAAUACCUACAGUUUGCAAUGUUUUGUUAUCUCAGGAUACGGGGGAGAGAGAGAGCAGAAGUAUUGGGACAGGUUUGGUUUUUGAAUUUUCCAACCAAAGUGAGAGGCAAGUUGCUCUUACUGAAAGCAUUCCUGUACUUAGUAGCUAUGUGAUUUUGAACAAACCAUGUAAUUUUUCUAGAUCUGUUUUCUCAUCUACAAAAUGAGGUUGGACUGUCAAAGCUUGCACUUGGAGUCAGGGUGAAUGAAAGUUGAUCUUUGCUUUCAUCACUACCUUUUCUAGCUCAUCACUGUGCCUUUUUUUCUUUCCUAAGAAAGAUGUCACACCCAUUUCCUCUUCUGUUCUACUGUCCCUCUCCCCUUUCCUCCAUGAAGGUCCAGGCAGCGCUGGAAGUUAGGCUGAGAUCCAGAGUUUACUAGAGAGUAACUUAAGAGUGGCUCAGAAAGGGAAGCCCAACUCUGGCCUCUUUAAUCCUGUAUUUGGUGACAAAGGGGACUUGGUUAGGGUGGGUGACACUUCUCUUGCUGGGAACAUACAUUUAGCCAGUUUUCAUAAUGCUUAGAAAAUGUGUAUGUCUAUUUGCACAAGACUGUCUUUUCCUAUUUUGGAGUGGUCAGACAUUUUAUUUUUGUUCAAAAUUAUCUGAAGUUUUAGAUGAACUUGCAAAACUGCUUUUAUUAAGUGACUUUUUGAAUAAACUCUUUGGUAUUCUGGAGCAAAUGUAUUUAUUUAUUGCUUUGUGCAAUGACAAAGUUGGUAUUUUCCCAUGUUGACGUUAUGUACGUUGUAGAACUUAAGUGUUUGUCUAAGUACAGACCAUAUAUCAACAAAUAAAACUUGAACUGUUUCAACA